AUGGCUAGGCUCUUGAAAGGCCUCAGUGUGGCGCUGGUCGCCAUGCUGUAUGUCGUGUUUCUCGUCACUAAUUACGCUUUAGCAGAUCUAGUUCCGCGCUCUCCUCGCCACUCUCAUCGAGCCCUUCAUCGAGCAUUCGUUGGCAAGCGAGCAUCUGCAGAGGUUCAAGACUGCCCAGAGAGCAAUAGUGCCAUAAAUUCGUAUGUUGGUGAUGAGAUUAAGAAGCUUUCUUCGGCUUCCGAAGAGAAAGGUGGCCAGGAGCAAGUAGCGGAGAGAGACCUGACCGGCACCGCCGGAAACCCACAUGUACAGGUCAAGGUGAAAUCCUCGACCCGUCCAAAUGGAUCCUCUCAUUCUUGGUCAUGGUCAUGGUCGUCGCAUUCUUCUUCCUCAUCCUCGUCUUCAUCAACAUCGUCAACAAAUGACGGCACCAGCCUUGGCUCUACCAGCCCAUAUAUCAGUCACUUAGGCCAGUCGGACCAGCAUCAGAAGCCACCCACACAAGGUCAGCCUUCAAAAACAUCUCAGCCACCUCAACCGCUUCAAAGAUACACUGAGAUUCGCUCGAGCCACGGUCAGGACACAUCUGACAGUACUCAUGAAACAACCAAGUCAGUUCAGAACAAGGAUGGCCGCGUCGUCGAUCACACUGUUAUCGCUCGAUCGCAUUCUUCUUCGGCUCAUUCGUCCUACAGCCGCUUCUCGAAUGUCUUCCACUAUGUCAUGGCCGGUCACACUGAACCGUCCAGCAACAUCGCACCUUUCUCUAACGCUCAGGUAGAAUGGAUGCGUUCGCCUGCUCAAGCUGUCGCUCUGUCAGCCUUUGCCGAGAUUGGUGAGCCCAUCCCUCGUCCUGCCAGAGCCGAGAUCUGCAACCGUCGCUUCCCCUUCACUGGUCGGCAGUACACAAUCGAAGAAAAGGACCACCGCUUCAGCCAGCCUUUCUCCAAAGAGGCUCUGGACCCUGUUUCCAAGAUGGCGCUCGAUCUGCAUAACAACGAACGUGCUCGCUACGGUCUCCGACCACUGCAGUGGAAUGUCGAGCUAGCCAAUAUGGCCGCAUGUUGGGCUGAUCUCAAGGCAUACGGUCACUCCCAGGAUCACUUCUGUGCUACGGGCGAGAACAUCGCCAUGGGUCUUGGCGAUCCUUGCUACAGCAACCCAUUGGAAGGCAUGAAAAAUGCCAUCAUGGCUUUCCUCGACGAAGAUCGCAACUGGGCACAGAACCCUCAGAUGAGCGAACGCACCGGUCACUGGACGCAGACUGUUUGGAAAGACACACUGUUCGUCGGCUGUGCAGUAGCCCAGCGCAAAGACUUCAUGCAAGGCUACGGCACAAAUGAGAAGGCCGCCAUGUACAUUGUUUGCGAGUACUACCCGCCUGGAAACGUGCAGGGGGAGUACGAGCAUCAAGUCCCUGCAGUUCGCCCUAUGCCUCAACUACGCUCCACCUGCUCUGCCAAUGAAAAGCACGGCAGUUGA
Messenger RNA from Ustilago hordei, 1482 nucleotides. RefSeq names its product related to Fruiting body protein SC7 precursor. Lineage: Eukaryota; Fungi; Basidiomycota; Ustilaginomycetes; Ustilaginales; Ustilaginaceae. The transcript has a single exon. The record is from RefSeq and is a predicted model, not a curated record. Bases 1 to 1482 code for a protein of 493 amino acids.